Otolemur garnettii (small-eared galago) is the source of this 10449-nucleotide messenger RNA. RefSeq names its product solute carrier family 16 member 7 (gene SLC16A7). The coding region runs from base 2170 to 3792 and encodes 540 amino acids. Gene Ontology annotation, molecular function: monocarboxylic acid transmembrane transporter activity. NCBI's taxonomy places the organism in Eukaryota, Metazoa, Chordata, Mammalia, Primates, Galagidae. Gene Ontology annotation, cellular component: membrane. The transcript is spliced from 8 exons. The record is from RefSeq and is a predicted model, not a curated record. Gene Ontology annotation, biological process: transmembrane transport; monocarboxylic acid transport.
UGCCAAGGGCGGUGAUGCUCAAGGCCACCUUCCCGGUAGGGCUCAGGAGGGAAUUUUGUGGUUCAAACUUCAGGGAAACGACCCGUCUCCCUGCGCCGCCUCCCCGGGAGAGGAAAGCAGGAGUGGGUUCUCUGGCAGCGUUUCUUUGCCCCUGUUUCCUGGAGAACUCAGUAGGGCUGGGCAGCGUUGAGGAAGGGCUGGCUAGUGGCUAUAGGAAAGCUAACAUUUGGUACACUUCUGUUUUCUGGGGUCUAAAAAGAGACACCCCAGAGAAAGAAGACAGCCUACCAUGAGGCGGGACAAGAGUCAGCUGUGGGCACUUGGCGUCCUUCCCCGGCACCACGUGCUUCGCGGCUAAACUCAGUCAGAACUCAGUUACAAACUUUUAACAGGUUGGUAGCUCGACCUUGCGGAGUCAUUGGAGCAACAAGUAUUAAGGGUGCAUUUGGGGAGGUGUGCCUGAAAAAUCCGAGUAGAGCGGGGUCUGCAGAGGGCAGCUGAGGGUUGAGCAGCGUGACUCACAGCGAAGCCAUCCGCGCUCCACUUCUCCCGUCUAACAAAGCAAUGCUGGUGAGGGGGCAAACGAAGGAACUUAGUGGAAAAGAAACGCCAUAAGCGACUCAGCGGAUGGUGCAAGAACCCAGAGGUCAGGAACAGCUUUUUGCGGAUAUUCACCUCGGCAGUUUACAGUUAUACGUUUUUCCCACCAAAGAGUGUGUUAAUAAUGAUAAAUGGUUUGAAAUUUUAACACUUGUUUCUCAAUGUUCAAAUGAGAACAUCCUUCUUGAAAUGCUCAAGAUUAUUUCUAGACAUGCAUUUGCUUUUUUGUCAUAUCUGGCUUUUGAUUUUGGACUUGAGCUUUUUUAAAUGGAAAGUUGGCCAAGUGACCCAAAUGAAUCUUCCUGCCCAGAGUCACAUUCCUGGAUCACGGAUACGAUAUGAAAGGGCAUCUCCUGGACUUGCUUUUAAUUCUGUGUUAACCCACCAGCAUACUUUAAGGCUUUCAUGGGGGAAAAGGGAGUUAACUUUUCAAGCUUGGUUUGGCACGUGUGUACGGUUGGGUAAUAGUUUAACAAUCUCUGCUUCCAUUUUUUCUUUAAUUUUCCAUAAAAUGAGAUUGGUUAUGCUCACUAUGAAGUCCUAUUGUGAAGUGUAUGGAAAACAGCUAAAUAUAGAGUGACUAUUUUUGAGUUCCUAAAAUAAUUCCAGAUACGCUACUAGGGUUACCAAGAUGAGUGAAGUUGGAAUUCUCUUCCCAGGAAAUUCAUAACCACUUAUCCGGGUUAAUCUUCCUCCAAUCCCAUUUGCUCUUCAGUCAAUGUCUUUCUCUUCUUAAUGAAAAAUCAUAUAUCCCAAAGGGCAUGGAAGAAAUUGGGCAGUCGUGACACAUGUUUAUGACAUCGGCUAAGAGGCAAAUUCGGGAAGGGUACCUUGCUUCAGGAACCUGUAAUUCAGCCCCAUUUUAUCCAUUGACGGUGACUCUUUAUAAACAGAAAAUGGAGACUGUCUCUUGUGACUAUGAAGGGAGGAGAGAAGAGACUGAGCUGUAUGUAAUUCCUUCUACACCCUGGAAAGCCCAAUCAACCGACUUGCUCCUAGAAACCUGAGUGUAUAGCAGCUGUGACAACUCUGCAGUGCUCCCUAUGGCCCAGGCCCUGUGCUCCUUCUGAAAGCACAAAGCCAUCGUAUGAGGCAGGUGUGCCAUAGUCACAUUUACUGAAGAGGAAUUCAGGAGGCAGAAAGAAUUACACAGCUUGCUCAGCUACCACUAGUAAACGGCUGGCUGAGUGGGGCAUGCGCCUGGCCAGUCCUCUUGGCUUUACCCACUGUGUGAUGUGGCUUCUGCCCUGCAUGAAGCUAAACAAGAGAAAAGACCUUGUCUGGCAAACCUUCUUCUACCUGGCAGCUGUGUGGUCUUUGUUCAGCACUUUGAAAAGCAGGUAGCCCCAGAGGCAAGGCAGACAACUGGCUAUUAAAUGGAAAAAUUGACUUUUCACAAAAUAAACUCGUAAUCCGGAGUCUGUUCUACCUCCCUUCUUUUGAAUUUUUUUUCAAACAUCAAACUGCAAAGUAUAGAAACUAGAUAAAGAUUCUACAUAUCAUCCAAAUAAAUCUGCUCAAGUGGGCAUCUGUCAACAGAUUACUUGAAUUUCAUUGAGACGAGCAGAAAUGCCACCACCCCCAAGUACCCAGCCCGUGUACCUACCCCCAGACGGAGGGUGGGGCUGGGUGGUGGUGGGAGCCGCCUUUAUCUCCAUCGGAUUUUCCUACGCCUUCCCCAAAGCCGUCACAGUAUUCUUCAAAGACAUUCAACAGAUAUUCCAUGCUACCCACAGUGAAAUAGCGUGGAUAUCGUCCAUUAUGCUGGCUGUGAUGUACGCAGGAGGUCCCAUCAGCAGUGUCUUGGUGAAUAAACAUGGCAGCCGGCCGGUGGUGAUGGUGGGAGGUCUGCUGUGCUGUACGGGCAUGAUCUUGGCCUCCUUCAGCAAGACUGUCGUGCAGCUUUACCUCACCAUGGGAUUAAUUGUCGGCUUAGGUUUGGCCUUCAACCUGCAACCGGCCUUAACAAUCAUUGGCAAAUACUUCUAUUUGAAACGACCUAUGGCAAAUGGACUGGCCAUGGCAGGAAGUCCCGUUUUCUUGAGUACAUUGGCUCCUUUCAACCAGUACCUGUUUAACACCUACGGCUGGAAGGGAAGCUUCUUGAUUUUGGGAGGCAUCUUUCUGAACGCCUGUGUGGCUGGGGCCCUCAUGAGACCCCUUGAACCGAAACAAACUACUAAGUCUAAAAAUAAGAUUGGCGUAAAAGGAGAUGAUUCGGAUCUGAAGCAAACCCACAAAAAGAAAUCAGUAUGGGAAAAAAUUAAUAAGUAUUUAGAUUUCUCCCUUUUUAAGCAUAGAGGAUUUCUCAUAUACCUGUCCGGAAACGUCAUUAUGUUUUUAGGGUUUUUUGCCCCCAUUAUAUUCUUGGCUCCAUUUGCUAAGGACCAGGGUGUAGAUGAGUACUCUGCAGCCUUGCUCCUGUCCGUCAUGGCUUUCGUGGACAUGUUUGCCCGGCCUUCUGGAGGACUGAUUGCAAACUCCAAGUAUGUCCGACCCCGAAUCCAGUACUUCUUCAGCUUUGCCGUCAUGUUCAACGGAGUGUGCCAUCUGCUGUGCCCACUGGCUCGCACCUACACCAGCCUGGUGGUCUACGCUGUGUUUUUUGGCCUUGGGUUUGGGAGUGUCAGCAGCGUUCUCUUUGAGACGCUCAUGGACCUUGUCGGUGCCCAGAGAUUCUCCAGUGCUGUGGGCCUCACCACGGUUGUGGAGUGCGGCCCCGUUCUUCUCGGCCCGCCUAUUGCUGGUAAACUGGUGGAUGUAACUGGAGAGUACAAAUACAUGUACCUUACCUGUGGGGCAAUUGUGGUGGUGGCGAGUGUGUGGCUACUCAUCGGCAAUUGUAUAAACUAUAGCCUGCUAGAAAAGGAGAAGAAGGAGGAGCAGCGGGCAAGGAAGAAGAUGGGCAGUCUGCAGGACUCCACAGCGUCAGAGCACUCGACCAAAUCCAAGCACUCAAGAACCGGCUCCAGAGUAGACUCCAUCCACUCAGAAAGAGACCCUAGAAGUGUCUCCAGAGUAGACACCAUCCACUCGCAAAGAGACCCUAGAAGCGUCUCCAGAGUAGACACCAUCCACUCNNAAAGAGACCCUAGAAGCGUCUCCAGAGUAGACACCGUCCACUCAGAAAGAGACCCUAGAAGUGUCUCCAGAGUAGACACCAUCCACUCAGAAAGAGAAACUAACAUUUAACAAAAGUCAUGUCUCUAAUUUCAGUAUAUAUGAGUUGUCCUAUGAGUAUGUUUUGUUUUUCAAAAUAGUGGAAAAGUUUUUAAUUUCAAAAGAAAGUCACAGUUAAGGAUGGAGAUGAGAUUUUCCUCAAUGGUGUAUUUUUAAAUUUGUUUUUUCACACCUCUUUGGGUAGUUAGGUUUUGUGAUUGUGUAUAAAAUGAAUCCCCGUGGCCCGUGGAUUUAUUUCCAUAUAUGACUCUGGGUCUGGUAGUUAAAAUACUAGUAAUAUUAAAGCGUUCCAGUGAUUUCCAGUUCUGUGGCUCUCUGAAUGCCAAAUCCCUGAUUUAAGUCAUUGGAAGGAGGAUGUUUAAUUCUAAAAAAAUGAUCUCCUUCACACUUCAUUUUUUUAUUUGCUGUUAAGGUAUGAAUAGAAUUGAGGGAAAAUUAAUCCUCCUCUCCCACACACAAGCACACAUACUCUCACAUAGAUACCUCCAUGUUACAUAGAAUAUCUGGAGAAUAAAAAGCAAAUCCAAAAAAUAUUAUCACUGCAAUUUUAUUUUUUAAGUUAAAAAAUGAAAAGAAAAGGAAACGUGUGAUGUCUGUAUGUUGUAUUACACUGUGGAUUUAAAAAAUAAGCAUAUGGGUGAAAAUGAGAGUGAUCUUAAUUCAGAAAAGCAACUGACUGCUAGAAAAAGCAUUUGCACAAAUAAAAUAAGUUUGGUAAAGAAAAGAGAAAAAAAUUCCAUUGUAAGCCAUAUGUCUGAGCAUGGUUAGGCUCAUUAAUCCGUGCACAUGGCGUCUUUUGGAGAGAAGGGUAAGAAUUUGUACCUGGUGCUAGAGAUAGAACCUUUAGAUAAUUUUCAGAAUUUUUGCCUAAUAUUUAAAUGAAAUUCAAGAUCUGAGUGAUGCCUGGCAAUAAACUAUGGGCAUUGAUUCUAAAAGCAUUCUAGUUUGAAACCAGGGGAGAAAUAAUUAGGGAUUUCUUUCAACUGGGACUCAAUUCCUAAAAUGCCAGAGAAGAAUAACCCGAAAUCCUCACUGGCAGAUUUAUAAAUAGAUUACAUUCUAAUUUUGCCCAGCACACACUGGUGGUCAGAGGUGACUAUUACCAGUAAUACAUCUGAGUACAACUAAGUGGGAGAGGUGGUUUCAAUGAGCUCAGCACCCUCACACCCACAAGAUGCCAAAGCAAAAACCACACUACAAACAGGCUUAUACUCGGCCCCUGAAAACACUUCAUGCUGUUGACACCGCUGGACUUGAAAAUUAUCCCUUCUGCUGACGAGACUCUCUGCUCCCUUUGAACGUAACUAAACCAAGAAACUGUUAGAAGGUUCUAGAAACAGACGCUGUGUGUGACUUGGAAUCAUAGGUACAGUACAGAGCAUGACAACAGGCAGCUUGAAAUAGCCCCUGCUCAUUUAGCAGUUGGUCAUUUUCAUAACUACGUGAAAACAUCUUGAAUCCAGAGGCAAAUGAUAGUUCUGCUCUUUCAAGAGGCUAAGUAACAUUUCGAGUGAGAAACUCCUUUUAAGCAAGAAAUAAAUUGUACAUCAUGAUUAAGAUGAUAAAUAUUUUCAUCUUUAAAUAUGAAGUUUAAAUUCACAUUGUGAUUAGUAAAAAGCACUUAGGGCUUGAUUACUGAUGUGAUGUCACUCUUAUAAUAUCAGAGGGAAUUUGUUACUCUUUUUUGGUUGCUGUUUUUUCCUAUGAAAUCUGGAUGCCAGGCUUUUCUAACGGCUAACAUUAAGGGUUUGAUUCUUAAAAUUUAUGCGCUGUUGAAGCAUGUGGCUCCUAGUCAAGAAGCUUUAUAAAAUUCCAUGUAACAUACACUUUUUUGCAUUGAAGAGGUAUUUCUAUUUUUCAAAUAUUAGGUAAAACCAGUGUGCCAAUGUCAUAGGUAAAUAAAUCAGGAAAAAUGUGGCACUAUAUGGCUGUUUUUAAUUUAGUUUCACUCAAUUUUGAUUCUUGAAAUAGUGAUUUUUGUAUUAGUGCUUUUGUAUUCAACCCUGACUAGUCAUAAGAAAUGUAACAUCAUAAAUUAGGUAGUACCUCUCCAGUGAUAAAUUUCUAAAAACCGCUUCAAGUUUCCAGAGUAUCUUGAAUUAUCUGCAAAUAUACGUUUAAAACAAUAUAAAUAUCAGAUCUCAGGGGAAAUAAAUAACAAAUUAAUAGUCACAGGGUUUUAGGGCUGAGGCUUCUUAUCACCUGCUAGUAGAGACGGGUUGUUGGUCCAUUGCAGUGGUCUUCCCCGUCGAAGGAGGUUUCUUUAUUACUGAUGAGUUUCUUGUCAAGUCAAAACCAAUUCACAGUUGCCCAGCUGUUCUUUGGUUUUCUCCAUUAAUUCUUCAUUUCUAGCACUGAUUAUAUUAAAGUACAGGUGCAUAUUUGAAGCAAAUGACUUGGACAGUCACAACUAGCUGUGGUGCUUUGCAGAGUUACAGAUACGCACACGUUAAUUCUGGCACAUAAAUGCUGAAAAUUAAACCAGGACAUACUUGAGACAGUGGCAUAAACUCAUCUAGGAUUCAGAAUUGUUCCAGGGUGAUAGAAAUCCUUCUAUCAACCCUUUCAACCUAUUAGAAGAUUGAUUGCUUUAACAGACUCUUUCAAAGAUUGAGAAAGAAUAUACCCAUGGGCCUGUAACAUUAUUAUAUGUGUAAUCACAUGAAUGGGGAGGAAGUACAGUGGCCUUCUGUGUCUGUAACAGUCAGUACAGAGAAGAGCCCUUAGCCUGAGAAACAGCAAGUUUUAAAAGUUCAAGAUAUCAUGAAGCAAUGUCAGAGUUAGCCACUAAAAUCCCUGUGACACCCUGUCCCCCUGUGAAGAACUCACACGGCAGGAAGGAUGCCCAAACCAAGGAUACCCAAAUAAUUCCUGCUCACUGGCUGGAUUAAAUGUUUCCUCAUUUGUGUUAGCUGGGCACCCCAUAUUUCUCACCGUUUAACCUUAAAUAUGCCUUUGCUGACUCAUGCUAAGCUCUUCCCACACCCUUUCCUGAAUCCUUUUGCUUCCAAACAGCCCACUUUUAGAAGGCAGUAGGUCAGGUUUUAGUGUAUCUCUCACUGGAACAGCUGUUUUCUCAGUAUAAAUCCGCAUAACUCAUACCUUUCACUUCUUUAGUGCCAAACUUCAGCCACUGGAGCUCAUGGGCCUGUGGACACUAGGAGAUAAGUAAAAGGUGUUGCUCUCAGGUGGUCAGAGGUGAGCUUUACAAAUCUAGGUGUUUUAUUCUCCCCACUCUCUGGCUGUAUAACAUGAAAAAAAAUAUAUGUGUAAUAUAAGUCUAUGUUCUUACGGAGACAUCAGAAAUAUAUGUCAUCCUUGAUUAGUUUAAAUUUAGUUUCACCAAAAACACCUUUUUAUUGAAAUAAACCCUCUUAGGCAGACUUUUAAUUAGGCAAAACAAAAAAUUAUGAUUGUUAAGCUCAAUUUAAUAGGCUGAAAGGUUGCAAAGUGGGAAGGGGACUAAUAUUUAUGUGUCAUGAACUUUGCUUACACAAUGCCUUUUAAUAUUCAAACUAAGACAGGGCAGAUGUUAUUAGCUUGAUAUGAUAGAUGAGUGAAACCCCCAAACAAAGCAGCUUAGCAGAUUACCCAGAGUUAAAAGGUAGCAUGUGAUAGAAUCAAAAUCAAAACUCAUUCACCUAAAAGCAGAAGGACUCGUACAGUGUUAUUACCAUGCUGUAUUCUGAGAGAAGCAACAGAAAUUAAGGAAGAUGAAAUAUAAUACAGGUUCAAAAAAAAAAAAACUAAAUCCUAUGUGGUAAACCAAUUAGGGUUGACUGCAAUUUGUUUUAUUAUUUAUUUAGUGUUUAUUAGAGAAUUGAUAUGGCCUAAAUACAUCAUUUUAAAUUUCCUGCUUUUUCUACUUAAUACAGAUUAUCUCAGAUAAUGGUAAUUAUAUAAUGGCUGAAUUGUUUUAAUGGGAGUCAUUUUCUUGUGAAAAUAUUGACACAUAUUUCGUAUUGUACAAAAGUAUUGAUACCCUCAGGUAUAACAUAUUUUUCCCGAGGUUGAAGUUAGAAGAAAGGUGUUAUUUUUUAUGAAUAAGUAAUCCACAUAUUGGUCCCUGUUUCUUAUGACUCAAAAGUAAAAUGCCUUUCUUAUAGAACAUUAUAUUUAGAAUUUUAGUGAUUAUCUCAUUUAUAGGAUUAUCUGAAGCUACUAGAAAAGAUUAUGAGAUACAAAUGAUUUGUUUUAUCUCUCCAGUACACAUUCAUUUUCCCCACCUAAUACACCCUCCCUCACCCUCAUUUGUCCAGUUUCUCUGGACAGCUUGUACUGUCAUUCUCUCCUCUGUCCAUUUGUUCCAUAGAGACAACAGGUGUCAUUGGUUCUGUCUUGUCCAACGAGACUCUGAAGUCCUGAGAAUGGCGUGCUCUUUGCCUCUGUUCAGACAGUGCACUCCAGAUGCGUUAUAUUCUUCAUGGAGUCAUCCUCGCUGCCGCCAGUGGGCUCAUUUCUCCAUGAUUUGCAGAAACAACCACAUUCCAGAGGCCAACUGUGCACACAAAUCAGGCAACCCCUCUGACUGUCAACUUGAGGUUUCCUAGUGGAGAAAGUGCAUAGAAUCUAGAAAAAAAAAUUGUUAAUAUGAGUUUUCCUUAUGCAAAACUAAAUAUAUAAUUGAAUGUGAUUUUAAAGAAUAUUGAAAAACUAAUCUUCCUGUCCUUGGGACUUACUGUCCUGGAUGUUUCUACUUUUCUUAAAGUGCCUGAUAUCUUCCAGAAACAAACCUUAAUCCUCACAGCAUUGCACCAUUGUAUCUCUGAUUCUGUAGCCUCUAUCAAUAUAGUGGCAUCACUGUCCACAAAACCAAACUGCAUCAAAAUUAGUAAGAAUACAAACUAAAGUCACAAUCGUGACUUUAUUUAUCUCUUUUUUGUUUAGGUUUGAUUUCUUUAUACCCCAGUUAAAAGCCAAGAGGCCCAGUUAGCAAUAAUUAAUCAAUGCUUGCACAAUUGAAAUAAUAAGUCAUCUUUCUUGAUAUAAUUUAAAAAAUGAAUAUUUUGCUGAGCUCAGGUCAUUUUGUAUACUUCUGAUUUUCUUUCUUUCUCUGUCAAUCGUUUGUACACUGUAGGUUUUGGUUCUUUGUAAGGUCCUGGAAAGUGUUCAUUUUAAUUUUCUCUCCCCUACUGCUUUUUCUUCACUUUAAUUCACUUGGGGCAGAUCUUGAAAGAAUCGCUGUGUGCCGAGAAUGGUGAUUUUAACCUUGAGAGAAAAAUAAACAUCACAAAAUGAAUUUUUUUUUGCUUUUUACCUCCUCUCUCCUUUCCCUUCCUAUCAUUGUUUUUAAAAAUUAUUUUCCUUCCUUUGCUUUUUGUAAUGUCUAGGUAGCUUCCUUUAGCACUUUUUUUAUUAACUGAGGACUUUUUUAGUAUGAGAUUGUUGUUUCUUUGGCAGAUUUAGUUUCACUUCCACUACUUGCAUGAUCUAUGGGUUUUCCAGUCUUCACAUAGACUUGUUAGUAAGAUAGGCAACGUUCAGGAGUGUUCAAUAGGCAAUCGUUCAGCGAUCAUAAGUUAAUUAACAUUUCAGCAAAUGUUAAUCUAUUUUUUACUGCCUGGAUGAAACCGUAUUUUUUUUGUUUCUCAGUAAAUGUUAAUGUAUGUUUUUUACUCUCUCAAUGAAAGAACAUUUUUGUUUGUUUUUAAUUCAACUGUGGCAAAUAAGCUAGAGAAGCUUUGUGAGGAGAUGAUGGCAGUGAGCGCCCCAUGAAGGCGUGAGAAGCUGGUGAAAUGUUUGGUUCAGGAAAGCAAAACAAGGGGAUUUUUAUCACGCAUAAAUUUUAGUGUGAAAUUUUAAAAUAUAUUCUUUUGAUUAAGACAUGCUUUCUAAUUUACUUGACUAUGUGUCUGAAAUAAGUUUUUUUGAGUGAGACCCACUUUAUACAGCCCGUUCCAUAGAGUACAGAUUUCUGAUAUUCUGUUCAGUAGAGUUUAGUUUUCUUGUGCUUGCUUUCUAUUUGUAACUAACAUGAGUAUUUCUAAAUUUAGUGAAAUAGGACAUGUGAAUUAAAAUGUUUAUUUUCUGAGCUUUAGGUGUAACUAUUUUUAUUUGUAUUAUAUGUUGGUUUUGAUAUAUUUAUGUAUCAAAGAUGCAGUUAAUUAACUCAUUUAUCUUCUCAACCUUCUAAGUAGUCUUGUUAGAUAUCUACAUUUUUACAGUCAAGACAGAUCAGAUGAAGGUAUUUGCCUAAACAUAUCAUAAAUGGAGGGUUGGAGACAGGACUAAAUCUUGUGACUUCCAACAUAACUUUUUCUCCAUUGUGCUACGUACACUAUUAUGUUGGUAAUGGUGACCUUUGUAAGUGAAUAAAAUAUUUUCGUAGAAAUACAUGUAACACACUUUGAUAUAAAGCCUUUAUAUACUUUGCAAAAUCAUGUUUGCAGGCUUAAUUUGAGGAAUAUUUGCUGAGUGCCACCGGGAGACAUUUCUGGGUAAAUUUGAAAUAAUAACUAGUGGGAUUACUUAUUUUUGCACAGUAUAUAUUGUUACAGCAAUAUUCAAGUCUCUAAAAGAUACCCACAUGGUGUUAAUAGAAAUUGUGUGUAAAUAUGCUGUCCAUUCAUUUUAUGCGUAUGCUGAUUUUUAUUUUGGAGGUACCACUCCUUUAUUUGUCUUCUAAAAUUAAAGCAUUUAAUUCUUAAAUUGUGUGCAAGAAAGUAUUGC